Molecule: messenger RNA, 612 nt
Organism: Eucalyptus grandis
Lineage: Eukaryota; Viridiplantae; Streptophyta; Magnoliopsida; Myrtales; Myrtaceae
Product: pectinesterase inhibitor 28
Exons: 1
Coding region: 1-612 (203 amino acids)
Molecular function (GO): enzyme inhibitor activity
Source: RefSeq, a predicted model, not a curated record
AUGAAGAUGUCCUCGCUCUUCGCCUCUCUCUUGCCCCUGGCUCUCUGCCUCGCCCUCCUCGGCCACAGUGGCGUUGCCGCUCACGGCGGUCACCACGCUGCCACCAACGCCUCCGCCGCCACCAACGCCACCACUGCUGCCAAGGCCUCCACCACCAACCUCGUGGACGAGGUCUGCGCAAAGUUGAAGCGCAAGGACCUGUGCGUCUUGAGCCUCCAGUCUGUCCCGGAGGUCGGCUCGGCCACCGACAUCGGCGUCCUCGCCAUCGCCGCUCUCCGCUUUGCGACCACCAACGCCAGCGACACGUCAGCGCACAUCCAGGGCCUGCUCAAUGACAUCACGCUCGCGCCCGAUGUCCAGCAGGGGCUCAGCGACUGCGCCGAGCACUACGUAGAUGCGGUCGAGCAGCUCGAUGACUCGCUCGCUGCGCUGACCGUGAAGGCAUACGGCGACGUGCACACGUGGGUGCAGACGGCCAUAGCCGAUGCUGACGCUUGCGAGGCUGUGUUCCAGCAGGUGGCGACUGGGCAGGACCUCUUGUCUCAUAGGAACCAGAUCUUCCGGCAGCUGUGCAACAACGCCUUGGGCAUCGUCAAGCUCCUGAAGGCUUGA